AUGGCGUUGAAAUCUCUAGAUCGAACAGCCCUCAUAGUCAUCGACCUGCAGAAUGACUUUGUAUCUGGGAGCCUUCCCGUUCCCGGGGGCGCAGAAAUCGUCGAUACAGUGAACCGCCUCGUAGAUCUUCCGUUUGCACUCAAGAUCGCAACCAAAGAUUUCCACCCAGCCAACCACGUCUCUUUCGCACUCAGGCACGACUUGCCUGUUUUUACAAAGGCCACCAUCUUCCAUCCUUCUGAUAAAGCUAGGACAAAGGGUCUGGAACAGGUGUUAUGGCCUGCUCACUGCGUUGUCGGUACAAGCGGCGCGAAUUUCGUGCCAGGCUUGAAUACAGAUGACUUCACCACCAUAAUUCACAAAGGAGUGGAUCCCGACAUAGAGUCUUACUCCGCGUUUCGCGACAUAUGGCAUUACCAAAACUCCGAUCUCACUCGUGUUCUGCAUAAGGAAAAUGUGACGGAUGUCUUCUUCGUGGGUCUAGCUGGUGAUUAUUGCGUCAAGUACACUGCACUUGAUUCAGCAUCCUUUGGAUUCGACACGUGGGUAGUACGCGAUGCUGUCAGAUGCAUCUCCGACGACAACAUUGCGUGGGAUGAGAUGGAGAAGAAGGGCAUUCGGUUUGUCGAGUCAGCCGAGUUGAUUGCGAAAUUUUCAACCUUGGAAGCCUGAUAUCCUUUCUUUAUCUAACGAUACCCGUCCGUUCAUGAUUUUGAGUAUUGCACAAGGACUCUUAUGUAUGUGUGCGUAAAGACCGGUCUUCACGAUA
Messenger RNA from Laccaria bicolor S238N-H82, 769 nucleotides. RefSeq lists its product as uncharacterized. Lineage: Eukaryota; Fungi; Basidiomycota; Agaricomycetes; Agaricales; Hydnangiaceae. The record is from RefSeq and is a predicted model, not a curated record. The transcript has a single exon. The coding region runs from base 1 to 672 and encodes 223 amino acids.